UGGCGGUAGACGCAGGCGUCGCGCGCUACGAUGUCGCAAAACUGGGUCCCGCCCGACAUAUCCGAGGUCUGCACCGAGCAGAGCGCGCCGCUCACACAAUGUUCCCAACUCGGUUUUAUGUACUUAUCUCUCCUCGCGCAAUUGUUUGGAAACUCCGCGGACAGAUCGUACAAUCCGUACCGAGAUUAUGAAUUUUCUGAUACACCGCUAGGUCCAACCCUCGAACCGAGCCGAAGCGGGUUCUCAAUCAAUCACAACACACAAACCCGAAGUCACGGACCAAUCGGGAGCUACGGAUAUUCGGAAUCGUCGUUUUAUUUGAAACCGGAAUUCGAUUUUCAAAAACCUUACAAUCCGAGCUUUUAUUCGCCGAGUUACUACAAUUAUGGUAAACGAUUCGACGCUGAUGUGGCCGAGUCGAAAGUGAGUCGACAGAAGAAGAGUCGGAAGAAGAGAGUGGAGGUAGACUUUGACUUUAUUGUUGUUGGCGCGGGUUCGGCUGGAUGUGUUGUUGCGAAUCGAUUGUCGGAAGUUAAGAAAUGGCGGGUGCUACUGCUAGAAGCUGGUCCUGAGGAGCCAGACGUCACCAGCGUGCCAGCGCUCGCUCCAGCACUAGGCCGGUCCAGUAUUGACUGGAUGUACCGCACCCAGCCUGAAGAACUGACUUGCAGAGCCCAGAGAGGACAGACCUGUCAAUGGUUGAGUGGACGCGUGAUGGGGGGAUCCAGUGCCACAAACUAUAUGGUAUACAUGAGAGGUAAUAGGCGAGACUACGAUGACUGGGCAGCACUCGGAAAUGACGGUUGGAGCUAUAAUGAUGUGUUACCUUACUUCAGGAAAUCGGAGAAUAAUCGAAACAUCGAAUCUAAAGACACAAGAUAUCAUGGUACAAACGGUCAAAUGAAUGUAGAAAGAUUUUCCUUUGCUGACAAAAAUGUAAACAUGUUAGUCGAGAGUUUUAAUGAAACUGGACUUCCUUUAGUUGAUUUUAACGGCCCCAGUCAAAUAGGAACUAUGAUUACGCAAACAACUACUCAUAGAGGAAGAAGAGUAUCAACUAACACGGCUUUCAUAAGGCCCAUUAGGAACGUAAGACCCAAUCUUACUAUAAGAACCAAUUCUCAAGUAACGAAAAUUAUUAUAGAACCGUACACCAACAAAGCUUGUGGCGUGAAAUAUAUAAGAAAUGGUAUUUGGAGAGAAGUCAGGGCUAGUAAAGAAGUUAUUAUAUCUAGCGGAUCGUUGAACACUCCUAAAAUCCUCAUGUUGUCUGGAAUAGGACCAAAGAAUGAUCUAGAAGAAUUAGGGAUAACUGUUAUAAAAGAUUUGGAAGUCGGUCAGAAUUUACAAGAUCAUGCCACAACUGACGCAAUGCUGAUGGCGUUAACCAACGAUACCUCGACACUUUUACACGGAGAAGAACUUUUACAUAGAAUUAAAGACUAUCAUAGAACGAGAAGUAAGAACGAUCCCCUAUCAGCAACAGGACCUUUGCAAUUAACUGCGUUUUUCCGUACUGAAUUUGCUGAUAAAGACAAAAGUGUACCGGACAUUCAGUUCCAUUUCGAUGGAAGAAAUUUGAGAAUUUACUCCGACCCCACUACGUACUUAGCUAGUGGGGUACUGCCUCUCUCGUUUUACGAUAGCAUUAACGUUCGACCCAUUCUCCUGGUCCCAGAAAGUCGAGGAUACCUGACCUUGAACAAAACACAUCCAGUAUUUGGUCAGCCGUUAAUCUAUCCAAGAUUCUUUACCAUCCAAAAAGAUUUGGACACUUUAGUAGCGGCAUUGAAAUUUAUCACGAAAUUGGAGAAAACGAAAGCGUUUAGAGACAACGGAGUGAAAUUUGUAAGGAAGCCUGUGAAAGCAUGCUCUAAAUACCAAUGGGGAACCGACAAGUAUUUUGAAUGCUUAUUUAUCAGUUACACUACGACUAUAUUUCAUCCUUCAGGAACUUGUAAGAUGGGACCUCCACGAGAUAGAAAUGCUGUUGUUAGUCCCAGAUUGAAGGUAUAUGGUAUUGAAAAUCUCAGAGUUGCUGAUAAUUCUAUAAUGCCAACAAUAGUAAGAGGUAACACUAAUGCUCCUGCAAUCAUGAUUGGUGAAAAGGCAGCGGAUAUGAUAAAGGAAGAUUGGAAGAAAGAUAUAAAUUAUGAAAAUUGUUAGUUAAUUUGUAGAAAUUUAGUAAAUUUAUUUGUUUAUGUAGAAUAGUUAGAAAAUGCUUCAAAUAGUUGAUAGGAAACGUCAUUAAUAUAUUAGAUAAAAUUCGGUAGGUAAAUUUUAUUUCAUGAGUUAUAAGGUGGUCUUAAUAUAUAUUUUUAUUUGAC
Molecule: messenger RNA, 2327 nt
Organism: Manduca sexta (tobacco hornworm)
Lineage: Eukaryota; Metazoa; Arthropoda; Insecta; Lepidoptera; Sphingidae
Product: glucose dehydrogenase [FAD, quinone]
Molecular function (GO): flavin adenine dinucleotide binding; oxidoreductase activity, acting on CH-OH group of donors
Source: RefSeq, a predicted model, not a curated record